CCACUUCCUUGGCGGAGGGCACAUGGCGGGGACCGGCGGAGCGGGGGCACCGGGAGCGUCCCGGGAGCUGCUGGACGUGGGACGGCGGGCAGGGCUGGAAAACAUUUUGCUGAUCGAUUCAAAAUGUAGCAGCAAGAAGGCCACGACUUUACAGACGGUCAGGAUGCCAAGGAGCAGUGUUUUGGACCGAGUGCAGAGCUUUUUACCACAGAUGGCCCAGGCAAAUGAUGACCUCGAAAGAAAAAUGAUAACAGCACCAGCUCAUCAGUUUGAUAUUGAACAUCUAGACAGUGCAACAGAAAAAGUUAUAGAAAUGAAUGUGGCUGUAGUUGAACUGAGUGAUUCUGAUACAGAUGAGAUGCUAACUUCAGAAGAUGACUCAGAAUCUGAAGAUGACUCUGUAACUGAUGAAGUGACAAUAGACAACAUUAAGUUUCCUAAACAAAAGGGAGAAAAGGGCAAAAUAGAAAUUUUGGACAGCAAAGUGAAUUAGUAGAUCCAUUUUAUUUUACUUUUAAAAACCCCAACCAAACCAACUCGUGUAUUCUCACUUUGAAGAUGUGGCCCGUAAAACUACUUUGUUUCCAAGUGUAGCAUCUCUCAGGAUCUUGUGAAAUGCUCUAAUUUACAUGAUGGAGAACUCAGGAUCAACUCAAGACUGAGGGAGGCUGGGUUUCUGAAGAUUCAAGUAGGAAUUGAUUCAUCCAAAAACAUGGAAAUGGACUUCCUAGUAGAUUAGACUGAGAAA
This is a messenger RNA of Empidonax traillii (willow flycatcher), 748 nucleotides long. It is a transcript of the gene NOPCHAP1, whose product is annotated as chromosome unknown C12orf45 homolog. Lineage: Eukaryota; Metazoa; Chordata; Aves; Passeriformes; Tyrannidae. The transcript is spliced from 4 exons. The record is from RefSeq and is a predicted model, not a curated record. The coding region runs from base 23 to 493 and encodes 156 amino acids. Gene Ontology annotation, biological process: box C/D snoRNP assembly. Gene Ontology annotation, molecular function: box C/D methylation guide snoRNP complex binding.